UUGGGGUCACACUGCACCCAACCGCCUUGCUUUUCUGCACGUGUGCGUGCGUAAAUAAUAUUUUUAUUAUUAUUUUAUAUCGAAAAUGACCCAGGCGGAGGUCGUGAAAUGUCUCCGGGAGGAGUACGAAAUCGCGCACAACAAGGAGCAGAAACCCAAGAAGGAGGACCUGCUCACGAUUACCAAAAAGUUCCAUCAGCGUGUCUUGGAACUACUGACCACUCACAAAGUGCCCUACUCCAAACAAGAAGAUGAGGAGACCUACGAAGAGUACCUGCUGUCGGACACGGAGGAAUCGGGCAACAAGAAAAAGAGAAACCAGGGAAAACUGAAAAAACAAGACUCAGACGACGAGGAUGUGGAGGCGCGCAUAGCCUCCAUCAAAAACAAGCUGCGUCAAAAGAAGGGUCCCACCACGGAGCGCCAGCAGAAACGGCGCGAGUCCAAAAAGUUGAAGCGCAGCAAGGGCGUCCAGAAACUGCUCCUCUCCUCGGCCAAAAACCUCAAGAACGAGAACGUCAAGCACCAGAAGCUGAAGAACGGCUUGGUGAAGGCCGAACAGGAGACAGAGGACAGCAAGGAACAUAUUCAGCCGGUCAAAGUGCAGCCGGUGUACAACCAGGAGGCCAAGAUCGUCUACUCCAAGGUGGACUUUGCCGCCAAUCCAGGAGGCAAAGCCAAGAAGUCACACCAAAACCCCAAGGAGAUUCUGAAGAAGUUGCGCGACACCAAAAAGCACCUAAGCGAGCUGCGCGAACAGGGCGAAACGGAUAAGGCGGCGGAGAUUCAGACGGACAUCGCCUGGCGCAACGCCUUCGACAAGGUCGAGGGCAAGAAGGUCAAGGACGACACCAAGCUCCUGCAAAAGGCCAUUAAAAAGCGGCGCGUGGAGAAGAAGAAGUCUAAGACCAAGUGGACGGAACGCAAACAGAAGGUGGAGCACGACAAGGAGAAGCGGCAGAAAAAGCGACAGGAGAACCUGGAUAAGCGCAGCAAGGACAAGAAGAACCGGAAACUAAAGACGGCCAGCAAGAAGGGUCGCAUCAUACCCGGCUAUUAACUAUGAUCUAGCCUUAAGUGUAAAGUAGUGUAAAUGUAUGCCACGUUGAAAUUCAACUCAGAAUGCUUUAGAAAAAAGAGUUAUCUUUCCGAAA
This is a messenger RNA of Drosophila santomea, 1154 nucleotides long. RefSeq names its product surfeit locus protein 6 homolog (gene Surf6). Gene Ontology annotation, biological process: ribosomal large subunit biogenesis; ribosomal small subunit biogenesis. The transcript is spliced from 2 exons. Bases 86 to 1060 code for a protein of 324 amino acids. NCBI's taxonomy places the organism in Eukaryota, Metazoa, Arthropoda, Insecta, Diptera, Drosophilidae. The record is from RefSeq and is a predicted model, not a curated record. Gene Ontology annotation, molecular function: DNA binding; RNA binding. Gene Ontology annotation, cellular component: nucleolus.